UGGCUUGGUGGCUCUGGAGGAGGAUUGUGCUUCUCUGCCUUCUCAAGCUCUAACAAGUUUGUUCCUAUUCUUUUCAUCUGGUGCUGGUUUAAGAAAACCAGGAGCUCAGAGCAUCAACAGAGAGAGGUGCCCAGCUGCCAGCCUUUCUGCAGGCUGUGCUGGAGUCUCCUGUCUAGGUUCUAGUUCUCCUCAGGUUCUGGCUCAAUUAGCAACAAAUCCCUGAGAAGGAUCUGAGUAUCCUCAGCAUUCUGAUAGCAGCAACCAAUGGAGCAUCUUCCCAGGUUGUGGAUUUGAGCCUGCAGCACUGUGGGGUCUGUUGUCACAGCACCACACGUCACUGGGGCUCAGCCUGCUAAACCCCAGCUUUGUUCACUCUUGGCUGCUGGCAGAGUCCUGUCUCAUGGGGGCUGACCUCUGCAACUGGCUGUGGAGCUUCUGUAAAUAAUUCCUGUCCAGGCAAGAGCCUUUUUUUUUUUUUUUUUUUUCGUUUUAUAUUUAACUGUGAUUUAGAAAUCGGCAGUGGUGGCUGUGAGCUCUCCCUUACAAAAACCUGUGUCUGCUGUGCCUUGACUGAUACCCCCCUACCUGUGUCUGCCAGGGUGACUUUGCUUCUUCAUUGUCCAAAGAGAUCUCUGUUCUUACCUCAGUCAACACUAUCAACUUGUCUAUAUUUACCCCCCAACCCUUCUCCCCUCAGGGCAUUCUCAUCACUUCUCUUCUGUACUGGAGCCACAUCCUUCAGGAAGUCCUUGUGUGUUUGGGUGAAUCAGGAUACAGCCAAGGCCUUGUUCUUUGGUGUAGGGAGUCAUUCACUGUGGCAGCUGUGUGUCCCCAGUGCUGUGCUCAGACAGAUGUGCUGCCAGCUGUGGGGUUGAAGCCUGUGCAGGCUGGGCUGUGGCUGCUCCUGGGACUGACCCUGAGCUCUUGAGGGCCUGUUUGAGUGCUGGGCUCUCACCUUCUGCAGGGAGGUAUUCCUGUUUGGGACCUCAUGCUGGAGAUGCAUUGAUGUCAUCAGCUGCCUUCCUGCAGUGGUGUGUGGCUCUCCCAAGAGUUUGAGGUGCUGCUCUUCUCCUUUUCUUUUUGAUAAACCACAGCAAUGGGGUUUAUUGAGGCUAUACCCCAUGUAAGUCUUGUGUUCUCCUGCCCUGCACAUAGCUUUUAACCUAAAAGUUUGUGAGCUGAAGCCAUUGCACAGAUUUGUUACCUUCCACUCCCAGGAGCUCAAAAGUGGAGACUUCAAGACCUUUCACUGUCCCCUACAACCACUCCAGGCUUCAAAAGCUGUUUCUUCUGUGCCAGUGUAGUUUCAUCUUGUGUUACCUGUGAAUAUGAUGAGGGAGGGAGCUGUUGGGUACUGCUGUUCAUAAUUCAGGAUAUAAAGCUGAGAGCUCCUUGCCAUUAAGUAAAAGAGCAUCUUUGGAGCUGAGUGUUGUGCUAAGUGGUGCUCUGGGAUAUCAGGACCCCUUUAGGCUGCUAUCAGUGAAUCAAGUUAAACAGAUGAAUGUGGAUACAGCUACAGGCCACCAAACUGCUCUGCAGAGCCCAUAGCUUCUCCCUGAGUAAGAGCAUGUUUCAGAUCAGGGAUCUGGAAUUCCAUGUUGGAUGACCUCAGGUUAUAUGCAAAAAGCUUGCUGUGGUCUGGUUCUCCUUCAUCUUAUUUUUUUGCUGGAAGGAGGACUAUGUCUGCAGCAUUCCUAAAGGUUUUUCUCAUCCUCACCCUGCAGUUCCUGCAGAGCUCCAGGUUCUUCGGUGGCUUCACUUGUAGAGAUGAGGACUCGUGAGUUAGAAAUGGUGAGAAAAUCCACAUUGAGCUCUGUGAGUGUCUCCUCCUUUGGUUUUCUUAAUUAUCAAUUAAGUGGGGAUAAUAUGUGUUCGUGUUGCAGGCAGUGUUGCAGAACAAUAAGCAAAAGCCUCGGUCUCUUCCAGUCUGAGCAGUCACUGGGCAGUGAUCAGGUCUGUUUUCAGUUACUUGUCCUCAAUUUCCUGCUUUCUGUAUCUGUAUCAAUCUGUGUAUGUGCAUUCAGGAACCACGGAGCAGGAGUUGAGCUGGACACCGGGAGGAGUAGAGGAGGUGCGUAAGAAAAAACCAGAUCUUAGAUCCUGGAGAUCAGAAUAACCUGGGGAGAGAAAGGUUAAGGAGUAUAAAAUGUCCAGGUUUCCUGAGGUCUGAGCAAUUGUUUAGGUUUUUCCAGGCUCUCUGAAGAAGAGAAGCCUGUGGGCUUACUUGAAACAAGGCUGGCUCGUGGUGUUUGGAGGGAAUAUCAGAAGUUGUAAGGACUGCCUGUUGGAGACACUGGGGAGAGCCUCUGAGAAGAAAGAGCUAGCAGGAAUCUUGAUUCUCCAGCACACAAAACCAAGGAGCCACCAGCUGCUUAGCCACAGGCCUUUUGGUGCUUUGGAAAGCCCUAUAUUUGAGAUUAUCUCCCUCAAAUUUUAGGUUAUUGGCUUGCAGAAGCAGAGGUAACACAGCCAGGUGAGCAUCUGGGCAGUACCCCCAAAAGUAUCUCAACCUUUAAGACUAAUGAGCAGUCACACUAUUGCUUAUUUAUUUUCAUCCCCCUUCCUCUGUUGCUCCCUCUAGUUUUUCUACUAGUCUGCACUGACUUGCUGCUAAAUUAUUUUGAUAGUAAAAUAAGCCACAUUGCAGCCUGACUGAAAUAAUUAAUUACUACUAGGCUACAACCUAGUGUGGGAUCCUCCAUAACCCCUUUGGUGGGGAGAGGUGUUUGAAGCACACGCUGAAAAUAGAGUGUGAAAAUAGAGUGGCUGAGGGUGUCAGGCACUCCCAGAGGGCUUGGCCAAGCGUAGGGAUGCUUUGGAAACACUUUGUUUCUCUUGAAGGCUGCUAAUAAAUUCAGCUGGAGGCUCUAAAUCCACGUUGAACUCUUUUGGAUAAGCUGGGGCAGAUACAAGAACUGGGGUUUGGGAAAUAUAUUUUGAAAAAUCUAACUUGGGUGGAUUUGAGAAAGAGUCUGGGAGUGAAAUGACUUUGCCCUUAUUGGUCAGUGACAUUUGAGCUGAAAGGAGAGAAAUUGGAGUGAGAAAGCUGAAUUCUAACAACCAAAUGUAUCUAUACCCCAGCCUGAGGGAACCCUCUUUACUAGGCUGGGUUUUGGUUCUAGGUUGCCAUAGCAGGUUUUUUCCCACUCUGCCCACAGACAGAAAGUUAAAAUGUGCUGGUGUCCAUCCAAAGAGGAUCUGCCUGUUUGUACUGAGGUAGUUAUGGCAAAAGAGGGAAGGAUUCCACCUUAAACUGUGGAAUAACUCAUGCCUGUUGCUGCCUGUGUGUUUAUAUGGGUUAUUUUUUAUUUUGUGUUAUUUUCCUGUGUUUUUGUUUAAAACAGCAGGGUAAUACUGAUUUGCUGCUUAGCGGUUUUGCUUCUGCCCCCAGGGCUCUGAAUCUCAGGAGGAAACUGGUUAGAAAUGUAUCCCUUUGCUGCUGAUGCUGUUAAACCAGUGUAUGAGGAGCAUUAGCAGCUUCACAAGAGACAGAGUGAGUUAGUAAGGAAUGCAAAAAUAUACCCUGCGCAGGUGCUACAGCCGCGUGAAGGAGCACGGCGUGGGCAAGAGGAAAAGCAGCUACACGUUUGAGCAGCUGGAGCAGGUGUUUGGGCAGGGAGGAUGGGACUCCCAGCCCUGCCAGCCUGUCCUCAUCAACAGCAGUGGCUUGUACCAGGAGCUGGAGUCGGAUGGCAGCACGAUGGAGGAGUUCUCUCAGGAGGACUGGGGAAACCACAGUCAGGAGCUGCACUGCUACCAGACCGGCGAGCAGGAGUUGGAUGAAAUGCCUACCACGAAAAGAACAUUAAAGAUAAAACAAGAAUCUUCAGAAGACACGCAGAAGCGUGACGUCAUGCAGAACAUUAUGCAAAUCUUGGAGUCGGUCCAGUUGAAGUGGGAGCUGUUUCAGAGCUGGACGGACUUCUCCAGGCUCCACCUUUCUAACAAACUGGCCAUUUUUGGCAUUGGGUACAACACCCGCUGGAAGGAGGACAUCCGUUACCACUACGCAGAGAUCAGCUCCCAGGUGCCCCUCGGCAAGCGGCUCCGGGAAUAUUUCAACUCGGAGAAACCCGAGGGUCGGGUGAUCAUGACCCGAGUACAGAAAAUGAACUGGAAAAACGUUUAUUACAAAUUCCUGGAGAUCACCAUCAGCGAAGCCAGGUGCUUGGAGCUGCACAUGGAGAUCGACUGGAUUCCCAUCGCUCACUCCAAGCCCACAGGCGGGAACGUGGUGCAGUAUUUAUUACCAGGAGGGAUCCCAAAAAGCCCUGGCCUGUACGCCAUUGGAUACGAGGAGUGCCACGAGAAACUCCCCUCCCCCUUGGCCGAGCACCGGGCGCCCGACCCCAGCAAUGAGACUCCAGGGGAGCUGGAGGUCCCCUCGCCACAGGCCUCCCUCCGGGUGGACAUGGAAUCCGCCCGGAUUAUCUACUGUUACCUCGGCAUCGCCGAGGUCCGGACUCUCCAGCAGUGCCUGUUUUUACACUUCCAGGCAAACACCAAAACCUUCAGCAAAGAUUGGGUCGGGAUCAACGCCUUUUUAUCUCAGAACUGCGUCGUAGAGCCCGGUGUCUCACCCAAAUCCAUCUACAUCAAAUUUGUGGAAGUGGAGAGGGAUUUUCUGUCUGCUGGCUCUUUGGUAGAGUGCCUGGAAAAAGCCAUCGGGUACCCCUUAAAAUUUAACAACUGAGUCUCGUCCUUCAUAAGGAUCAGGGCUUUCCGCCCCAUUUUCCAUCUCACUGGGAUCCUGGCCGCUCCCAGCCGGGCACACACGGGACAUUUCGGCCUGGAGCGCGUUUUGGGGUGCGGGGGCUGCGGGGCGCUGCCCCCUCCGGUCCCGGCUCCGGUCCCGGCUCCGGUCCCGGCUCCGGUCCCGGCUCCCCGGCGGGGGCGUGGCCAGGAGAGCGCCCGGCCCCGAGACGACUGUCGGUACAUUCCACAUGGGACAAGCUCGCACAGGCGGCGUUUUCACACAGACUGAGGGUUUGGGCUUUCCUUUAUUCCACGGUGUCUCAUUUGGAUGCAUCCGUCUCUAAGUGUUAUUCUGGAUCUGACUCAAUAAGCAAUAGAUAACGGCGAGGGAACCCCCAGCUCCCGGCCCGGGGACUGUUUUUCAAAGCCACCCUUAGAUAUCUUGUAUAUAAUUUAGAACUUCACUUUUUUCACCAUCGAGUGUUCUCCUCUCUCCAAACAGUGUUGCCUGCAAAGACUUUGGGUUCCGUGACGUAUUCCACAUCCUUAGUAGUGUUGCCAUAUCUGCUUUUAUUUUAUUUUAUUUUAUUUUU
Oenanthe melanoleuca is the source of this 5288-nucleotide messenger RNA. RefSeq names its product Myb/SANT DNA binding domain containing 2 (gene MSANTD2). The transcript is spliced from 5 exons. Bases 3509 to 4693 code for a protein of 394 amino acids. NCBI's taxonomy places the organism in Eukaryota, Metazoa, Chordata, Aves, Passeriformes, Muscicapidae. The record is from RefSeq and is a predicted model, not a curated record.